Molecule: messenger RNA, 1781 nt
Organism: Mastomys coucha (southern multimammate mouse)
Lineage: Eukaryota; Metazoa; Chordata; Mammalia; Rodentia; Muridae
Gene: Ubxn11
Product: UBX domain protein 11
Exons: 16
Coding region: 1-1758 (585 amino acids)
Biological process (GO): proteasome-mediated ubiquitin-dependent protein catabolic process
Molecular function (GO): ubiquitin binding
Source: RefSeq, a predicted model, not a curated record
AUGAGAAGUGCUCGGGUCCUGGUCGCCUGGGAAACCCCGAGACAACAAGAUGGCGGCGCCGCGGGACGGCUCGCUGGCCCCGUGGAGUCCCUGACAGUGAACCUCAAGACUAGAGCUAUGAGCUCACCUCUGGCCUCUCUUAGCAAGACGCGGAAGGUGCCCCUAGAGUCGGAGUCUGUGAAUCCUGGGAGGCGAGGGAUAAAAAUCUACGGAAAUGAAGAUGAGGUAGACAUGUUGAAUGAUGGCCAAGACUCAGAAGAGAAGAUCUCUCUGCCCUCCUGCUAUGGAGGCAUCGGCGCCCCCGUGGGCAGGCAAGGCCUUGUAUUCCAUGACUCGGAGCUGAUGACUUCCAUGGCCAGGAAGCUGCAGGAGCUGGAGCAGCAGUUGAAGGCUCAGAAUGAUGAGAUGCUGUCCAAGGAGCAGAAGAUCCUGGCCCUGGAGGAUUUGGUGCAGACCCUCCAGCAGCACCAGAACAGUACAACCCUGCAGAGGCAGGAGGAGCUGGAGACACAGUGCAUUCAGCUGCAACGGCAGGUUGGCGAGAUGGAGCACACGGGAGGCAGAGGGAGGCGAAUCUCUGUGAGUUUGAGGCCAGCCUGGUCUACAAAGCAAGUUCUAGGACAGCUAUACAAAUCCUGUCUUGAAAAAAGCAAGAAAGAAAAGAAAACAAAGUCUAGCAUGGAGACGACUCUUCCCCCGGCUGGGAAAGGCUCGAGGUUCCUCAGUGACUAUGGCCUGCAGUGGGUGGGCGAGCCCAUGGACCAGGAGAACUCAGAGGAAAAGACAGUCUCUGAAAAUGAUGAGCGAGACUGGAUGAAGGCCAAGAAGUUCUGGAAGCCAGGGGAUUCUCUUGUGCCCCCCGAGGUGGACUUUGACAGACUGCUGGCCAGUCUACAGGAUCUGAGUGAGCUGGUGGUGGAGGGAGAGGCCCAGGUGACACCAGUGCCUGGUGGGGCUCAGUUCCGUACCCUAGAGCCCAUCCCGCUGAAGCUCUACCGGAAUGGCAUUAUGAUGUUUGAUGGGCCCUUCCGGCCCUUCUACGAUCCCUCCACGCAGCGCUGCCUCCGGGACAUACUGGAUGGCUUCUUUCCCUCAGAGCUGCAGCGGCUGUAUCCUGAUGGAGUCCCCUUUAAGGUAAGCGACCUGCGAAAUCAGGUCUACCCAGAGGAUGGUCUGGGCCCAUUCCCAGGUGAAGGUCGUGUGGUGGGCCGUCAGAAAAUGCGCAAGGUCACAGACAGGGUGGAGGAGAACUCAGGCUCAAGAAUGACUGCUGAGAAGUUUCUGAACAGGCUUCCCAAGUGUGUGAUCCGACAAGGCGAGGUGAUUGACAUCCGGGGCCCCAUCAGGGACACCUUGCAGAACUGCUGCCCAAUGCCUGCCCGGAUCCAGGAGAUCAUAGUGGAGACCCCUGCCUUGACUUCUGAGCGGCAGAGGACCCUGGAGUCACCCGACAUGCCGAUGCCUCCGCUCUCCAUGCUGCGCAUCAGGUCCGAGAAUGGAGAGCAGGCCUUCCUGUUGAUGAUGCAGCCUGAGGACACUAUUGGCGACGUGCGAAACCUCUUAGCACAGGCCAGGGACAUGGAUUCCACUGCCUUUGAGAUCUUGAGCACCUUCCCACCCACGGUGUACCAGGAUGAUGCGGUGACUCUGCAGGCCGCAGGCCUGGUUCCCAAUGCAACGCUGCUGUUACGGACUCGACGAGCCCUGCUGUCGAACCCCGGCUUUGGGACUGGCUCUCGCCCAGGCUCACUGACCUGAAUAAAGUGCCGCCCUUAACAUCC